This is a messenger RNA of Naegleria gruberi, 945 nucleotides long. RefSeq lists its product as uncharacterized. The transcript is spliced from 2 exons. The record is from RefSeq and is a predicted model, not a curated record. NCBI's taxonomy places the organism in Eukaryota, Heterolobosea, Eutetramitea, Acrasida, Naegleriidae. Bases 1 to 945 code for a protein of 314 amino acids.
AUGUCUAAUUGGAAAGUUGUAACUGCUAAUUCGCCUUCAAUUAUCAAGGAAUCACCCCCAAUGGAAGUUGAUAAAUCAAUACUAGUACCUACAACAACAACAAUAUCGGAACAACAUGAUCAAAAACAACAACAGGAUAUUGUCUAUGACUCGAGUGAUAGCUCGGAUGAAGGAGUGAUGGAUAGUGCCGAUAGUAGUACAGAGGAAAGAUUUCCAAGGCCUACACGAUCUCAAACAAAAUCAAGAAAAAGAACAACCAUGGAUAAGAAUACAAAACAAAAUGUAAAUUAUAAACCACCUGCAACUGUAGUGGAUGAUCCAACUGCAGAGGUUAGAAAAAACAAAUUGGCCUUAAUGAGAUUUUCUGAUAUUUUCCAAAGAGAAGAGGAAGACACAAAGGAUGAUAAAGCCAUUACAGUAGAUAAUGGAGAUAUUAUUUUGGGAUCUGAGGAUAGUAGUGAUGAUGAACGUUUUACAGCUGCUCUUCAGGCUGGAAUUAAUCGUUCCAAUCCCAAUAAGAAGCAAAAACUUACAGUUGAAAAAAGUCAACAACCUUCAUCAUCUUCUGAAGUGAGCACUCCUAAAAAUUCAGCUUCCUCUUCAACUAAUUCAAGCACUUUGAAAAAGAAGGCAGCAAAACAGGACUGUGUACUGGUACCUAAUUCUGCUCUCUUCAGAUUUGUUUGUUCUUGCUCAACUGUAAAGGAGAUUAGAUACGAAUUACAAGAGGAUUUUGAGGAUGAAAAACAUGUAUCCUCCAGAAAAAAGCACAAUAUGAAAUCAUCAUCAAGGAAAGGAAGAUUGAGCACAGAGGAGGUUAAUUUUAUAAGGAAAUAUUACAACAUGUCAAAGGAUAUUCGUAUUGCAAAAUAUCAUAUCCCUUUAAACAAGUUCAAAAAUGUGGAAUCAUUGGAUGAUGGAAUUAUUAGAACGAAGGAGUUUUGA